Molecule: messenger RNA, 819 nt
Organism: Panicum hallii
Lineage: Eukaryota; Viridiplantae; Streptophyta; Magnoliopsida; Poales; Poaceae
Exons: 2
Coding region: 94-819 (241 amino acids)
Source: RefSeq, a predicted model, not a curated record
CUACUCUGAGAUAGAGAGCCAAAUAAACUGAAUGCCUUGAUCCAACCGAUCGAGGAUCGAAUCGAGUGAAAGGAGGAGACAGGAUCACAGGAGAUGUCCGUGGAUCUGUCGAGAGCUGUGGGCUGGUGGGAGGAGUGGCAGCUGCGGAUCCUCGUGCUGGGCAGCCUCUUCCUGCAGCUCGUCCUCUUCGCCGGCUCCAUGGUGCGCCUUCGCAUCCCGAUGUCCAGGUUGUGCCUUUGGCUCGCCUACCUCGGCGCUGAUGCCCUGGCCAUCUAUGCGCUCGCCACCCUAUUCAACCGCCACAAGCAGCCGCCUGGCGCUGGGAUGAGCAGCAGCCUCCUGGAGGUUGUGUGGGCGCCUGUCCUCCUCAUCCACCUCGGCGGCCAGCACUCCAUGACGGCGUUCAGCAUUGAGGACAACGAGCUGUGGAGGCGGCACAUCGUGACCGUGGCGUCUCAGGUCACGGUUGCCCUGUACGUCUUCUGCAAGUCGUGGCCUAGCGGUGGCGACAAGAGGUUGCUGCAGGCAGCGAUCUUGCUCUUCGUCGUGGGAAUUGCCAAGCUCAUCCAGAAGCCAUUGACUCUCAAGAGCGCAAGCCUUGGCGAUGUUAUGACCUCUCCGAUGAUUGUCUAUCCAGAAAGACGAGAAACAAAUGCAAGAUUACUGCGGCUCCUCUGCCUUCCUUUUCAGACAGUGGGUCAAACCGAAGAUGCAGCAACAAUGAAACUAGAGGAAGAACAUGAUUUAUCACUUGAAGAAUAUGUACAGGAAGCAAGGGAGCUCGUGCGGGAGACGCGGCUCCAUAUUCUCGUCGGCUAA